Penaeus vannamei (Pacific white shrimp) is the source of this 1130-nucleotide messenger RNA. Lineage: Eukaryota; Metazoa; Arthropoda; Malacostraca; Decapoda; Penaeidae. The record is from RefSeq and is a predicted model, not a curated record.
AAUGCCCUUGGUAUAUCCUCAGCUUGUAUUUAUUUGUCUGAUUCUCUUCGCCGGAAGCCUUCUCAUAACGCCACUCUUUGUAACGACUUCUUUCCUCUUUAUUUCAGGUAAUUUAGUGACUAUCGUCGCCCUCAGCAGGAGUGUCAAGUUAAGGGUUCACGCCACCACCGCCUUCGUCAUCAGCCUGUGCGUCUCGGACUUACUCUUCUGCUCUAUCAACCUCCCACUCACCGCCUCCAGGUACAUCCACGAACAAUGGGUGCUUGGAGACGCCCUCUGUAAGAUCUUCCCCUUCUUCUUCUACGGCAAUGUGGCAGCAUCACUCCUCAACAUGGUCGCCAUCACUAUCAACAGAUACAUCCUCAUCGCCCACCACGGCCUCUACGACCGUGUGUACCGCCGCCGCUACAUCGGGCUGAUGAUCGCCUUCGUGUGGCUCUUCUCCUUCGGGAUGAUGGUGCCCCCGCUGGCCGGCGUCUGGGGGAAGCUGGGGCUGGACCCUCCUUCCUUCUCCUGCACCAUCCUCAAGAACAACGGCUCCUCGCCCAAGAAGUUCCUGUUCCUGUUCGGCUUCCUGCUCCCGAUGGUGGCCAUCAUCGGCUGCUACUCGGCCAUCUACUACAAGGUCCGCCAAUCACGCCUGAACCUCGCCGCCCACAGCGCCAACAGCGCCACGCCGGGCGCCAAGACGAACUCGUCCGCGUACGGCGCCCAGACGGCCCGCAAGGAGGACCUGCGCCUCACCAGAAUGAUGCUCACCAUCUUCCUGUGCUUCCUCGUCUCCUUCCUGCCGCUCAUGAUAGUCAAUGUCGCCGACGAUGACGUUGCCGUGCCCUCCCUGCACGUGCUGGCCUCCGUUCUGGCCUGGGCCUCCGCCGUCGUGAACCCCUUCGUGUACGCCGUCACCAACCGCAACUACCGCACGGCCUACCGGAAGUUAUUUUGUACCCGGCGGAGCAAGCGCGCGGGUCGGGCCUCAAAUUCGCAUUCCAAAAGCAACUCGUCACGCACUUUCAUUACUGACUGCCAAUACCACGCCUCGACGGGACAGGUCACCAGCCCCGUCCUCAAUUGCCCUUCCCCUGAGGUGUGAGUCCAGCCCGCCGAACCUGGCCUCUCCUCGCCCUGGG